Candidozyma auris is the source of this 654-nucleotide messenger RNA. RefSeq names its product N-terminal L-serine N(alpha)-acetyltransferase NatD (gene NAT4). Bases 1 to 654 code for a protein of 217 amino acids. Gene Ontology annotation, molecular function: protein N-terminal-serine acetyltransferase activity; histone H4 acetyltransferase activity; histone H2A acetyltransferase activity. Gene Ontology annotation, cellular component: nucleus. The transcript has a single exon. Lineage: Eukaryota; Fungi; Ascomycota; Pichiomycetes; Serinales; Metschnikowiaceae. The record is from RefSeq and is a predicted model, not a curated record.
AUGCCUCGAACCGAAUUUGACGAGUAUGACCCGGAUGUGAUGAUUCCGCUAGCAGAGGUGAUGCUAAAGAUGGCCUCAGAGAUUUUUCCCAAAGAAAUAUCGGUGAAUGAUGAAAAGCUAUCAGUACACUUAGUAGUCGGCGAUGGUCCCCACAUUGCAGAUGCUAUUGAGUUGGUGGACAAGUGCAUGGGCCAGCUAUAUGUGAAACACAAGGGUAAAAACUGGAAGGACGAGAAAAGAGAAGAAUUGCUCGAGGUUGGUCUUCUCUUCAUCUACUACACAUCUAAAGAUGGGCAAAUCGCAGCACUAGUCGCUUGCAAGAUGAUAGAGGGCCAGACGCUUUAUCUAUAUGAAAUCCAGGUUCACCCUGAGGCACAGAACCGUCAAGUGGGCUCAACCUUGAUAAAGUGCUUUCACUCUCUAGCGAAGAAGCUAGACGAUUUUUCCCUUGAUGAUGGUAAAUUCGAUGAGGCACUUCGAUGGUGUUGCACUACAGAAUACACCGCAUUAACUGUUUUUUCUGAUAAUGAGAGGGCGCUCCAAUGGUAUAAGUUGUUGGGCUACGACUAUACGGCCAACUCUCCCAAAGACAGAACAACUCGUCUUCGAGUGAUCAAGCCUGACUACUACGAGUUGGAAAGAGAAGUAAACUGA